This is a messenger RNA of Papaver somniferum (opium poppy), 1241 nucleotides long. Its product is annotated as G patch domain-containing protein 8-like. The record is from RefSeq and is a predicted model, not a curated record. NCBI's taxonomy places the organism in Eukaryota, Viridiplantae, Streptophyta, Magnoliopsida, Ranunculales, Papaveraceae. Gene Ontology annotation, molecular function: nucleic acid binding. The coding region runs from base 123 to 1037 and encodes 304 amino acids. The transcript is spliced from 8 exons.
GUCGUGGCAAUGUUAAGGGGUGUGCAAACUCGAUCCAACCCUUUUUGACAUAUACAGAUACAGAAACAGAAAGACAGAACCAGGUUCUGUUCAUCGGGCGAUUGUUUAAUCUGGGAUUCAGAAUGGACGGUAGACGGUUUUAUAACCGCGAGGAAGCAAGAGCUCAAGGUGAAGGGCAACGCAAAAGAGAAGAGGAUUCUCUGGCGGAGGAUCUUGGAGAUGACUUUCGUUUGUCCAGUAAACACAAACCUACAGAAAAUCCUGAUCUUGAUAAUGUGGAGCAAGCAUCCUUGGACACACAAUUAACAUCUACUAAUGUAGGAUUUAGACUCCUUCAGAAAAUGGGGUGGAAAGGGAAAGGCCUUGGCAAGAACGAACAAGGAAUCGUUGAGCCAAUAAAAGCUGGAAUCAGAGAUCCUAAAUUAGGGAUUGGAAAGCAAGAGCAGGAUGAUUUUUUUACUGCUGAAGAAAAUAUUCAAAGAAAGAAGCUUGAAAUAGAGUUGGAGGAAACCGAGGAGCAUGCAAAGAAGCGAGAGGUGGUAGCAGAGCGUGAGCAGAAAAUUCAAACUGAGGUUAAAGAAAUCCAGAAGUCGUUCUAUUGUGAUCUCUGCAGCAAGCAAUACAAGUUGGCCAUAGAAUUUGAAGUUCACCUGAGCUCAUAUGACCACAAUCACAGAAAGCGGUUCAAAGAAAUGAGAGAGAUGCAGAGUGGUAGCAGUCGGGAUGAGCGCCAAAAACGAGAGCAGCUACGUCAGGAAAAGGAGAUGGCUAAGUUUGCUCAGAUUGCAGAUGCUCAUAAGCAGCAGCAGCAGCAGCAGCAGCAACAACAACAGCAGCAGCAACAACAAGAUCAGGGGGGAGUGGCUUCUAGUGUUGGAGGUGCUACUACACCAUCGGAUCAGGAUCAACGGAAAGCAUUGAAGUUUGGGUUUUCUUCGAAAGUUGGUUCAUCCAAGAGUUCAUUUGGUGCUGCUGCUAAGAAGAAGAAGGUAGUUCAAGUGUCCUCAAUUUUUGGCAAUGACAGUAAUGAAGAGUAGCAUAUAAGUUUCUUUAUCAUCCUCUCUUUGUAAUUGCCACAAGUGGAUCCCGCGCAGUAGGAAACCCUUUCAAUUUCAAAAACGUGGUAGUCAGUUUUAUGUUUUUAGUAUUAUUUUUUAUGGUGGUAUAUUCUUAAAUAACACUAUUUUCAUGUCAACUUUAAUAUUUUUAAUUUUAAAUUUUCUGAUUUUCCUGCGGUGUUA